Molecule: messenger RNA, 3051 nt
Organism: Triplophysa rosa
Lineage: Eukaryota; Metazoa; Chordata; Actinopteri; Cypriniformes; Nemacheilidae
Gene: dennd6b
Product: DENN/MADD domain containing 6B
Exons: 20
Coding region: 81-1838 (585 amino acids)
Cellular component (GO): recycling endosome
Molecular function (GO): guanyl-nucleotide exchange factor activity
Source: RefSeq, a predicted model, not a curated record
CUUCCAUUAUUGAAGGAUGACCGAGGACGCGACCAUUCAUAUGAGCAUGAGCAAGUGGAGAUCAAAUGGAUUAAUUCACAAUGGACCCAUUUGACAGCUGUGAUUCUCGGGAAGGAGCUUCAAAGACUGCGGCUACGAAUUCACAAACACCGGAGCCGUGGUCCCGGUUCUCCGCUUGGCUCGAGUGCGUGUGCGUCGUUACCUUCGACCUCGAGCUCGGGCAAGCCAUAGAGCUCGUUUACCCACAUGAUGUCAAGCUCACGGAGAAGGAGAAAACAAGCAUCUGUUAUUUAUCCUUCCCUGAUUCAUACUCAGGAUGCCUUGGAGACACUCAGUUUAGCUUCAGACUGCGGCAUUCGGUGGGCCGCAGGGGCUCUUGGUUUGGACAGGAAGAUGCAUACAACCGGGCCGCACCUGUGACUUUGCAGAAGGAGCAUGCACAUUUCCAUGGGUAUGUCUAUUUCAGACAAGUGAAAGAUGCGUCUGUCAAAAGAGGCUACUUUCAGAAGUCGUUGGUGGUGGUGUCCAGACUGCCGUUUGUGGAGUUGUUCCACUCUUUGCUGCAGGUCAUCGCCCCCGAGUACUUUGAAAAACUUGAACCCUGUUUAGAGACUGUCUGCAAUGAGAUUGAUCAGUGGCCUGCACCAGUACCAGGGCAAACACUUAACUUACCUGUGAUGGGUGUGGUGAUGCAGGUCACAAUUCCCUCAAACGUUGAAACACCAGCAGGAAGCCUCUCUAAACAGACACAACAAGAGAAUCUGCUCCCUGCCCCCAUGAUUCUUCCAUCAGUUCACGAGCUGGACCUUUUCAAAUGUUUCCAGUCAGUCCUGAUUCACGUGCAGAUGCUCUGGGAGCUGAUGUUGCUAGGAGAGCCAGUGGUUGUCAUGGCACCCUCUCCAACUGGCUCCUCGGAGACUGUGCUGGCCCUGGUCAGCUCCAUCGCCCCGAUGCGGUACUGUGGUGAUUACAGACCCUACUUCACCAUUCAUGACAGUGAAUUCAAGGAGUAUACCACCAGAACUCAGGCUCCUCCUAACGUGAUACUGGGUGUCACAAACCCUUUCUUCAUAAAGACUUUUCAGUGCUGGCCACACAUCAUUCGCCUCGGAGACUUGAAGAUAUCUGGUGAUUUGCCAAAGCAGUUGAAGAUCAAGAAAUUGGCUAAGUUGAAAACGUUGGAUACAAAACCAGGUAUAUACACAGCAUACAAGACUUUCCUACAGAAAGACAAAGCCCUCAUCAAACGAAUCUUAAAGGGUAUCCAGAAAAAAAGACCAUCAGAGGUGCAGAGCUCCAUAUUGAGGCGGCAUCUGUUGGAUCAGACGCAGAGUUUCAUUUUUCCACUGGAGCAGUACUUGUCCAGUCUCAUGCCCCCGCAGAGAACUGUGUCUCCAUGGAAGACUCCUCCACAAAUCCGACCCUUCAGUCAAGAGGAAUUUAUUAAGACUUUGGACCAAGGAGGGCCUCAUCUUACCUCAGUGCUCAAAGGAGAUUGGAUGGGACUGUACAGGAGGUUCUUCCGUUCUCCAAACUUUGACGGCUGGUAUCGUCUCAGGCACAGAGAGAUGACUCAGAAAGUGGAAUGUCUCCAUUUAGAGGCCAUCUGUGCAGCUGAUCUGUUGGCUUGGACCAGAGACAAAUCGGAAGUAGAAAUUGUUGACCUCAUCCUGAAGCUGAGAGAGAAACUGGCAAAAGCUCGAAGGCACCAGCUUCCAGUCAAAGAAGAACAACUGGAGAGAUUAGAGCAGUCCAUUCAGACCAUCAUCAGCUCCCUGCCAGAAGAUCUACAGACAGUAUUACACAGACAAUCACAGUCAGAACCACAUGAACACUGACAUAUACACAGGCUCUCUGUGCCACAACGCUAAUAUUUCAGAAUACCAGCUAUCAAUGAACCCCUGACACCUGCACAGGUAUAAACCAACAACUAUUUUACCAGUAAAACACACACACUACCUGAGAGGCCUUUCAUUAUAGAUAUACAGGAGAGAAUUUACAGGCGAUGCUGCUAGACAGCACUAGACAACACAUGAAGAACACGGGAAGACUGCAGUUCAUAGAUUGCAAUAAUUUUAUGUUCUCAUCUGUAAGUGUGAUUUUAGGGUUUUUAAAAAUGAUUUAUUAAAUAUCAAAGCUUUUAGUUCUGUAAUAGUGGUAUUAUUCUGGGGUCAAGGACACUCACAGCAUCACUUUUGGUUACAGUUUUUGACACAGUACCUCUAACCUCAGCACAGAAUCACCUCGUGCACGUUGUUGUUUGGCCGAUUUUUAUGGAGUUCUUAUAUGAGAUAAGGAUUUUAUGUAAUUCAGGGCUGGAUUAUUGAAUACAGAUCAGUCCAUAUUGAAAUUCAUUUUUAAUUCAGAAGCCUAAUUGAUAGUAUAAAUCCAGGAUUUUUGAAUUGAGGCUAGCAUAAUGUCUGCAUGGUUUCAAGAGAGAUUUAGUCACAUGAAAGAGUUGGGUGAUGUGUUUCAUAAUGUAAUCGCAACAAAUGUGGAGCUGGUUAAGUUUAUACUUAAAAAACAGUACCAUUAUGUGUAAGGUACUUAAAUCUGUAUAAACUGUAUUGGGCACAAAUGAAUGCUUUUUGGUUCCUGUCUGGGUUUUUUGUGCUUUUAAGGAUUUAUUUAUUUAUUUUUUGGGGGGGGGGUUGUUAUUUUCUUAAGCAGGCUGAAAUUAAACUAUUGCUACAGAUCCACUUUUACACACAAUUUCAUUUUGAAAGGGCUUUAUUUUGUUUUCAUAGUCGUGUUUUAUAUUAAAGUCUGUUUAAACAGACCAGCAAGACAUCUUAUGUGGUAAAGACAUUUGACCUACAGUGCUUAUUGAAGUCAUGUCUGAAGAAAUGGACGCAUCUCUGUUUUUAGGAAGAAUCAAGUGCACAAAAUCUUUUUUUUAAUGACAAAAGUUUCCUUUGCCAUUUUGUUUUGUGCCUAGUAAGAGCUGACUUUUCCUAAUUUAUCAUUUUAAUAUUACAAGGGUUUAAAAUGUUAGUAUUAGACAAUGGCAAAUUCUGUUGUGCAUACAAUGUAUGGAAAUAAAACUUGUUG